AUGAUACCUCGUAAUCCUACCGGCUGGAUAUCACUCAUACUCAUACCGGGUGCAUUUAUUACUGGUGUAGUAUUGCAUCAAAAGGCAGAGCAAGAAAGAGCACUAUCAAAAGAAAUGGAUCCAUCUGUCCCAUUGGACCCCGCCCGCAAAGCAGAGCUGCUCAGACAGCGCGAAGAAAUAUUAAAGAAACUACACGAGUAUAAACGUGAGAACUAA
This is a messenger RNA of Paraglomus occultum, 216 nucleotides long. The record is from the annotation of a GenBank genome assembly. NCBI's taxonomy places the organism in Eukaryota, Fungi, Glomeromycota, Glomeromycetes, Paraglomerales, Paraglomeraceae.